AUGACAAGCACCAGCUUCCUCUCACUAAUUCUUCUGGGUAUACCUGGUCAGGAAGUCUUCUACCUCUGGAUCUUCUUGUCAUUGCUUUUUAUGUAUUUUAUAACAUUUAUUGGAAACUGUACCCUUCUUAUUAUUGUCAAAGCAGACACAAAUCUACAGAUACCCAUGUAUAUGUUUUUGUCCAUGUUGGCUAUGAUUGAUCUGGGGCUCUCCCUGGUCACUCUCCCAACAGUUCUAGGUGUAUUUUGGCUCCACUCUGUUGAAGUUCCUUUGCGUCUAUGUCUCAGCCAGAUGUUUCUAAUACAUUUCUUUUCUGUCAUGGAGUCAUCAGUGCUUCUUGCCAUGGCUUAUGAUCGAUAUAUUGCAAUCUGCAACCCUCUCAGAUACUCCUCCAUCAUUACUAACCGUCUCAUUGGUAAAAUAGGUUUUCUGGCGGUGAUCCGUGGUAUGGCAACCUUACUCCCUAUCCCAGUUUUACUCCAGAGCUCUGUAUUCUGUAAGAAAAAUAUAUUGUCACAUGUCAUUUGCCUGCAUCCAGAUCUGAUGAGGCUUGUGUGCAAUAGACAUAUGGCUAACAAUCUAUACAGCCUUUUUGCAGUUCUUUCAACCAUGGGGAUUGAUUUAAUGCUCCUUAUUAUUUCUUAUGUUCUCAUCCUUAAAGCAAUUUGUAAUUUAGGUUCCAUGUCUGAGUGUAGCAAAGUUUUCCAUAACUGUGCAUGCCAUGUCUGUGUUGCUCUGUUAUUUUAUACCCCAAUGAUCAGUCUGUCCAUGGUUCACCGGUUUGGUGGUCAUAUAUCCCCUACGAUUAAUGUGCCUAUGGCAUAUCUUCACUUCUUGAUGCCCCCUGCCUUGAACCCCAUCAUGUAUGGCAUCAAAAUGAGACAAAUCCGCCAGAAGAUCUUCCACAAGAUAGAGAAGAUAAAAGAACACUGUCUGGGGAAGCAUUAUAGUUGA
This is a messenger RNA of Bombina bombina (fire-bellied toad), 954 nucleotides long. RefSeq names its product olfactory receptor 51G2-like. Gene Ontology annotation, biological process: G protein-coupled receptor signaling pathway. The record is from RefSeq and is a predicted model, not a curated record. Gene Ontology annotation, cellular component: membrane. Lineage: Eukaryota; Metazoa; Chordata; Amphibia; Anura; Bombinatoridae. The transcript has a single exon. Bases 1 to 954 code for a protein of 317 amino acids. Gene Ontology annotation, molecular function: olfactory receptor activity; G protein-coupled receptor activity.